UGAGGGGGAGUCUCUUGCUCUCUCUCACUCUCUGAGUCACUCUGACCGUCAUCAGCCUCGGACCAGACCACCUCCUCCACUCUGACCGCUGUCCCAACACAGAGAGGGUGAGGGAUCUCGGUUGCCAUGGCAUCGGCCAGUGAGAGCGAUGACCGUGGCGAUCAGGCUGUUCCUGAUGGAGGUGAAGAGGAGCGGAGCGUCAGAGGAGUCCAGUCUCAGUACCUGCGCUGCUCCUCCCCCAGUUUCUCCAUGGUGUCUGAAUCCAGAUUCUCCACCAUCUCUGGCUCUGACGCUGCCAGCAUCUACAUGGAGCCCAUUCACCUGUCAUCAGCCAUCGCUGCCAAGAAGAUCAUCAACGAGGAGCUGCCUCCUCGUGUGCGCACAGAGUCCAUUCCGGACUCCGUGCUGGAGACCGCAGAGGAGCUGAUGGUGGAGGACCUCUACAACCGGGUCAGGGACAUGAUCGACGACCGCAGUCCCUACAACACUCCCUGUGUGCUGGACAUCCAGAGGGCCAUGGUGCAGGACCGUCUGGAGGCUCCCAUGAACCCGGUGGAUGAGGUGUGGCCCAGCAUCUUCAUCGCGGAGAAAUCUGUUGCCGUCAACAAGGCUCGUCUGAAGCGAAUGGGCAUCACCCACAUCCUCAACACCGCCCACGGCACCGGCGUCUACACGGGCGAGUCCUUCUACGCCGGCAUGAACAUUCAGUACAUGGGCAUCGAGGUGGACGACUUCUCCGACGCAGACAUCUCCCUGCACUUCAGGCCUACUGCCGAGUUCUUGGACGAAGCUCUGCUGACGCACAAAGGAAAGGUCCUUGUGGUGUCUAUGAUGGGCAUCAGUCGCUCUGCCGUCCUGGUGGCCUCAUACCUGAUGAUCUUCCAGCACAUGUCCAUCAUGGAGGCGUUGACGUCCGUCAGGAAAAAACGUGCAAUCAACCCCAACGAGGGUUUCCUGAAGCAGCUGCGAGAGCUCAACGAGACCCUGAUGGAGGAGCGCGACGACGACGACGACACGCUGAGUCAGUGCUCAGUCAUCGACGCUCGCGCCCGCGCUCGCAUCUUCAAUGACGGUGGAGAUGAUGAUGAUGAUGAUGACACUGACGGGGAGGACGACCAGAGUAUGGUCCAGGUGAAGGCUAACUCCAUCAUGAUGGAGGAGGAGACAGAUGGACAGAGUGUGAUGAGCAGCGUGGCCUCCUCUGCAGCCGCCGCCGCCCUCAGGAGCGGAUCGACUGCCGCUCAGCACGGAUCCACCGGCGCUCCAGAGGAGUUCGUCCUCCCCGACCACGAGGCCAAGGAAGACGAUGACGACGGUCUGGAGGGAAUGAUCCACGAGUGGCAGAGGAGGAACGAGAAGUAUCAAGACGACGACUGGCUGGAGGCGCAGCUGAACAGCGACGGCGAAGACGAGGAGUCUCGCGCAGGAGGCGAAAGACCGAAGAGGAUGAAAGACGGCGCGGACGCCGACGUGGAGAGCGUCACCAGCGAGGAAGUGCGAGCGGUGAAAGAGCGGCUGAAGCGUCGCGGCAGGCGUCCGCCUUCAGACGCCAUGUCCACCUCCAGCUGCACGAGUUACUCUGACCUCUGGAAACAACGGCUGAGAGAAAUUGAGGAGCAGGCGGCCUCACGCUACCGCAGGAAAGAGGAGGAGGAAGAGAGUGAGAGCACUGUGACAGAGGACGGAGGAGGAGGAGGAGGAGGAGGAGGCGCUAAGAAGAGAAUUGAAGACGAGGUGCAGAGCAUCCUCUCCGACACCAGCUCCAUGUACAACUUCUGCCAGAACAACAAGGAGAAGCUGACGCCUUUGGAGCGCUGGCGCAUCAAGAGGAUCCACUUUGGCUGGAACAAGAAGGAGAACGAGGACGGAGAGAAAAGUUCUGUAGGAGACGGAGAGAAGGGCGAGGGAGGAGCGAGGACGCCGUCCUUCGAGGACGUCAACCUGACGGCGUAUCAGGCGUGGAAGCUGAGGCAGCAGAAGCGUCUCGGGGAGGAGAACACCGAAGAGAUUUUGGAGAUGAGUCGAGGCGAGGACUCUGCCACCGUCAAGAGGAGGCAAAGACGGGAGGAGGUUCUGGAGCGUUCCAAGAAGAACUUAGAAGAAAGUCAGUCCCUGUGUGGCUGGGAGAAUGAGAGCUGCGUCAGUGGAGGUACGAUUCCACUGUCAGCCUUCUGGGCCGGAGCCGGAGUCACAGGACCGCCGAGUGUCUCCAACGACGACAACGUGUCCGUGCUCAGCGGCAGAUCGUCCCUCAUAUCUUCAGUGUCGCAGCCUCGCAGCUCGAGAUCAGCGCAGUCUGCGGUUCCUCCCAUCCUGCCCGUUCCAACCGUCCAGGGCCCGGGAGGUGAACCCAUGGUCAACCUGGCCAGCAUCCAGAGCUGGAUCGCUAACGUCGUCACGGAGACGAUCAAACAGAAGCAGAGUGAGAUGAGUCUGCCUCCUCCGUCACGAGCAGGAUCACAGCUCAGCUUUGGUGGUGGAACCAGUGUGAUUUCAGGCCGAGGAGCCGAUGAAGACAAAGUGUCCUCGCUGAGUGGAGCGUCUUACUGCAGCGGUCAGUCCCAGGUCCGUGGGAGAGCGGAGUCCGUCCUCUCAGGUGUGGGGUCCAGCAGCGUCUCAGGGCUCAGCAGUAAAGGUUCAGUGCUGGACUCCACCUACGGCUUAAAGAAGAAGAAGAUCACCACCACCAGUGUCCCGCUCUUCAGCCUCUUCCAGGACCAGGUCAACCUGGGCAAACUGGACGCUAUGGACAAGGAGAUCAAGUCUGGAAUGAGGGACAAAAUGGCGACCUACGAAAAGAAGAAGAUCCUGGAGGACAACAAACGUAGCACCCUGUACAAGAAGAAGAAACCAAAGGAGGAUGAAGACGAGGAGGAUGAGAGGAAGAGGAAAGAGGAGGAGUUUCUGGAGGAGGCAAAGAAGAAGGAGAAACCAGCGAGGACGUAUGGUCUGUCUGGCUGUCUGAAUCUGAAGACGGCUCUGGAGAAAGACAAGGACACCAGCGUGGACGACUGGCUGAAGAGUGUCCGGCCUCCUCCGAGGAGAUCGGCGGCCGGAGCAGGAGCAGAAGAUCCCUACGAUGAUCUCGACGCCUCCGCUUCUGAAUUUGAUUUCUCCAGCCGCGGGGACGAAGAGGAGGAGGAGGAGGAGACGUACGGCUCCAGAUCCAGAUCCAGAUUACGAGCAGAUCUGAGCAGCGAGGAAGCGGAUUAUUCCUGCAACGGUUUCACACAAGCACGCGGCUACGGCAGAGCGGCGAGAUCGUACGACGCUUACGACGGCGUCGACGAGGCGCCGGAGAGCCACGACGACUUCUCCACCAGGAGGAGGUACGCUCACCACACGCGGUACGACGGCGGCGAGGCCGAGGCCGGCGGCAGGAGAGGGAGAGCCACCAACGACGAGGAGGAGGAGGACGACAUCGCGACCUUCAUCGCUCAGACCAGACAGAGGGUCAGAGCUCGGGCGGCUGCAGAGGCAGAAGACGACGAGGUCCUCGCUGCGUGGAGAGCACAGCAGGAGGCCAAGUCACAGAGUCGCAGUCAGACCUAGAAAACUCAAGAACACUUCACACGCGAGCUUUUAGCCGGCGAUCGUGAGCCCGAUCACGACCACGUUCAGCGAGUGAAGAACUGAACCAUUCUGUGAACAAACCUUUUUAUUCAAACUGAUUCUAACGAUUCAUCUACACCCAAAACAACCGCUUUACCAGGAGGUCCUCGCCGAGCCGAGCUAGAGCUGUAUCGUGUAAAAGCACCAGGGGGCGCCGUUUAAAAUAAUCAGACGUCUGAAUGUUAGUUUUGACUUUAAUGUAACUGUGACAAUCACAAUGUUUUCAAACCUUGAGUUUAUUCUUAGAGUUUGUUUUUUUUGAGGCGAUCCGAAGAAACUCACUUUUUCUCUUCAGCCGUUUACGUCACAUUUGCAGUUCUCCUCCAGGGCCACACGAGGGCGCUUGGUCUUAUUGUUUCAGCAGCCGUUUGUGUCAUUAACCAUAAUAACUGCAGCUGUGAAGCGUGAACUGCACCAUAAAUGCAUUUAUUUGCUCUCAUUUAUUGAGUGGUGUCAAUAAUCAAUUUAAAUAUUCAGAAACACGUCAUUGUGAUGAAAAACUUCACUGAUUUUUACUGUAAAUUAGCUCGUAAACAUUUGUUCUCUUGAAACUCGUCUAUUUUCACACGACAUGACGAGAAAGUCCUGAAAAUGAAAUGGUCUCUGUACAGUCACGUAGUUUUAUUAUUGCAAUAAAAGAUAAAUGAUGAGUCA
Molecule: messenger RNA, 4266 nt
Organism: Solea solea (common sole)
Lineage: Eukaryota; Metazoa; Chordata; Actinopteri; Pleuronectiformes; Soleidae
Gene: styxl2
Product: dual specificity phosphatase 27
Exons: 6
Coding region: 127-3552 (1141 amino acids)
Biological process (GO): protein dephosphorylation; negative regulation of MAPK cascade
Cellular component (GO): cytoplasm
Molecular function (GO): protein tyrosine/serine/threonine phosphatase activity; MAP kinase phosphatase activity
Source: RefSeq, a predicted model, not a curated record